GGGAGCGGGCUGGAGCGCGGCGGAGCUCCUGCCGCCGCCGCAGCCGCCGCCGCCGCAGCGAAGAGGCCAUGUUGUGUGGUGUGUGGGGCGGGGGGAGGAGGAGGAGGGAGUAAAGCCGAGAGAGGAGACGGGAGAGAGACACCACACACACACGGCACAAGAUGGCCGGAGAGGCAGCAGCACCCCGAGCUGUCAGGCGUUCCGCCGCGGCCGCAGGGCCCGGCGGCCGGCUGGGAGCUGCGCGCGGGCGGCCCGCAGGCCCGCGAGAGUCGAGGCGGCCGCGGCUGAGGCGAGGCGGGCCGCGCGCCGGCGUUAGAGCCCGCGGCAGAGGCUCCCGGGGCGGCCGGGCCCGCGACGCCGAAAGCGCCGCUGCCGCAGCGGCUGCGGAGGCUCCUCGGGGCCCCGGCGCCUGGACCCGGCGCGGGCGGGAGGCUCGGGCAGGCGUUCCGGCCCGGGACUCGGGUUUGGGCGACUAGGAGCUGCCGGCGGCCGCGUUCGGACCCGGUGACUUAACAAGAUUAAAAUUAUUUGGUUGCUGAUGGUUCUGAACAAAUACAAUUCUUUUAUUUGAGGUAUGCCAUUUUGAAGACGGAGACAUUGGAGUUUUAUCCUUGAGGAUAAAGGAAAUCUUUAGGAAAGUCUGUAUUGUAUAUAGCAAAAAUGUGAAUCCCUAAACUGAAUCCUUUAAAGGACCUGUACAACAUAGUAGACACUGGUGGAAGGAUUUAUAUGCAGUCAGCUUGAAGAGUCUCAAAUGGACCCUACCACUGAAAAUCAAGAUGGCUGUCCAGUAUGGGGAAUUGAGGAAAAUGGAUUAAUACAAGAGUCCUGUGAUAAUAUACAACCCAAGACAGGGUUCUUUUAACAUGGAUUCCAUGAAAUGAAUGAAGACAUAGGUUUCUUACCCAACACAAAUGGACAGUGGACCUGACUUUCUAAAGACUUUUUGUAUCAUUAACACAAGUACAUUUUUGACAUUUGGAGAAGAAAGAUGGCACAUUAUCACAGUUAAUAGUUUGUAUGCCUGGAAUUUUUUGAAGUUUGAUUUGUAUGAGUAUGACCUCGUGGAAUGUUAACUUUAAUAAAAUUUAUAACACUUUAAAAUUUCUCAGUUUGGGCUUUUUUUUUUAAGCAGAAGUUUCAUUAAAUGUUCAGUUAUUGCUUUAAUAACACUAUGACCUUUACAGUUGCCCAGCGGUAAAGUGUACUGAAUAAAGCUGGUAAAAUAGAAAUGGUGUGCUGAAAGAUGUUUUUCUUGGUUAUUUAAGAUUUAUCUUUUUUCCACAAAGUUGUGGAAAUUUUUUGUGCUUUGAGAUGGUCAUUCGGUUGAAAUGUUAUUUUGUUUGUGCUUUCGUGAAACACCUUGCAAAACAUCUUAAUCAACGGGUAACGUAAUAGAAUCUUUAAUCUGUGGUGUGAUUUUAAAGAACUUUUAGAACAAAAUGGUGUUGCCCCCAAAUUCAGGAUGAGUGAUAUAGUAUUUUUCUCCGAAUCAUAUUGUGUUGAUGGAAAUGGUUCCUUUUACUUAUGCUUUUUAAUAUAAAUAAAAUGUCCUGCAGUAGAUAUUUCAUCUCAAUAUGUAAAUAAACUGAUGUCUCCUAUUGUCUUAAUAUUAUGGGAAGAACUGUUGGAUUUAUAGGGAAGUAUCUUUGGUAUUCACAAAAGGACUUAAAAUGUUGUUGGCAGUAAUGUGUAUAACAUCUUAUGUAUGUUUGAAAUAGGAUUAAUAUCUUAUAUUUUUCUUAUUCUAUACAAUUGGGAAUUUAGAAUAAAUGAAUUAUUCCAUGCCAUAGAUUGUUAUGUUUACAGGUUUUUGUUUAUUUGUAAUCAACUAAUACCAGUUUCAGUAACUAUUACAAAGGUGGUAGGCUUUAUGUUGAGAGACCAAAUGAAUUGUUAAUUAUAUGUUCGCAUUAUACAGAGAACUAGGACUAGUUUAGGUUAAAAUUUCUUUUGUUAGAAAUAGUUACUCAUACUGUGAUUAAUGUCAAAUACUAUAGCAUAGGUAUCCAUGAACAAUACAUGCACAGUAUUCUUGUUGACUGAUUUGAGGUGGUUGGUCUUUGUAUAAACUCAUAAGUGGAAUUUUGGAUUUUGGUACAAAAGUUAUCUUUAUGUAGGAAGUAUGGAAUUGAAAGUUUUGAUUAUGGAUUUUAUAUUUACCUGUAUUGGACCUUGUUGCUUUGUUGGGUGUGAAUCUAAAAUGGAUUUCUUCUGAGGGAAGGAUAUGGUUCUAGCAGAUUAUGUUGAAUAAGGAAAGUGGAUUGGAUUUCUGGGGGCAUGUGAAUGUGUUUACUUGUUUGCAUGGGGUGCUUGGUGAGAAUAUUGAAUAAUGAUUUUUGGAAUUAGUAAUAAUUUUAUUUCUGUAGGGCUCAUGGCUUUGAUAUUUAGGAGAAUUUGCCCUGUGACAUUACUUUGAUAAUUUGCAUCAGAUAUUACCUGUUUUCAUUGUUGGAAUGGGUGUAUACUUAGAAUUUGAUUUGAAGUAUAAGGGAAGUGUUGGGAUAUGGGUGUUUACUAUUGGUUUUGGAGGUGGAGUUUCUUGGGUUUUUGUUAAGGCGACUGGUUGGUCCAUACUCUUGAAUUUGAAGAACUUUGUUUUGCCUGAAUCAUUGUGGGAAAUAAAUACAUUGUGGCUGUGAGAAGUUUUUUGAAGGUAAAAUGUUCAAGGUUAUAUAAUGGGUUAAAGAAUUUUGUGCAAGUACAAAGAAAAUUUGUAAUUCUUGAAUAAAAAUUGUUUGCAUUAACUUUUGCUCUAAUGCAACUGAACACUAGGGAGGCGCUCUUGAGUUGUAAAACUUACCCCUUCUAGUUGGGAUGGGAGAUUCCCCCUUAAACUUUAUAUUUAGGUGAUUUUUAGGCAUCAUAAAGAAGGCAAAACUUGGAUUUAGUUUAUGAAAUUGAGGUUUUGCUUUUAUUUAGAAAUCAUUUUACCCAUGAGGGGGUUAAUUUUUAAAAAGAUUAGUACUUAAGCUGAGCUUUAGAUUCUCUAAGAAUUAUCCCUUUUUCAAAAUGGCUUGAUAAAACACCACUUCCUGUCCAGGGAGGAAGUUAUUUUAGCUCAAGGACUGAAAUAUUUAGCAGAUCUUUAGACAAAAGGAACAAAUUACAUUUCUCUCUGGCUUAAAAAGGGUGUUUGAGCCAGAGGGGGUUAAGAAAGCCCUCCCCCUCCCUCUGUUGGGGUGGUCUGGAGGGGCAGGGAGGUGUGGGGGUGGGGGUCCUAAGGCUCCCUGGGAUGGAGGAUUUUUUUUUUUUUUUUUGGUGGAGAUGAAGGGGUGGGUCUAUGGUACAUCACCUGAGUUGUGGGGUAAAUGUAGAGAGUGUCAAUCAAAGGCAGAGCUCUCAGAGCUGGGAAGGAGGCUCUAGAUGGCGGCUGUGCCUUAGAGCGCGCUCUGCUCCCUGCCUUUGCCUCACUUUACGCAACUUUCCCUAACUUUUGGGUAGCCUCAGGGGGCCUCCGCAGCCCCCUGCCUCUCCUAGUGACUUACUGGGGUCGAUUCGAACCCUUUUUAGGGAGAAAAGCAGCUUUUAGGAGCUUUCUUUUCGUGCCUUGUUGGAAAGAAGCAGCCGUACUGAGAGCCCAGGUCGUUGUUUUUUCCAGCUUAGAAGCCAUGGCGCACCUCCAUUUUUGUGCGCUCUCCUAAUGAGGUUUUUUUUCUUUCGGACCCGUUUUGGGAUUAAUUAUUGCUUUAUUUUUUUGACCAGUUAACAUAUUUGAGGAUUAUUUUAUUUAUUUUUCAUUUUUUAACGGAGGAUUUUGCCUUUAUUUUUAAUUAUUUGGGAUCUGAUAUUUUUCUACUACUAGAUAGGACUCUUGCUUUGGACAUACUACAUGGAUCAGUAAAUACCUGGGCACAGGACUUCAAAGCAAACACAGAUUUCCCCUCCCCCUUAAUAUUUAAGAAUUAAAAGAUGAUGAGAAAUAAGGACAAAAGCCAAGAGGAGGACAGUUCGCUACACAGCAAUGCAUCGAGUCAUUCAGCCUCUGAAGAAGCUUCAGGUUCAGACUCAGGCAGUCAAUCGGAAAGCGAGCAGGGCAGUGAUCCAGGAAGUGGACAUGGCAGCGAGUCGAAUAGCAGUUCUGAGUCUUCUGAGAGUCAGUCGGAAUCUGAGAGUGAAUCAGCAGGUUCCAAAUCCCAGCCAGUUCUUCCAGAAGCCAAAGAGAAGCCAGCCUCUAAGAAGGAACGGAUAGCUGAUGUGAAGAAGAUGUGGGAAGAAUAUCCUGAUGUUUAUGGGGUCAGGCGGUCAAACCGAAGCAGACAAGAGCCCUCACGAUUUAAUAUUAAGGAAGAGGCAAGUAGCGGGUCUGAGAGUGGGAGCCCAAAAAGAAGAGGCCAGAGGCAGCUGAAAAAACAAGAAAAAUGGAAACGGGAGCCCUCAGAAGACGAACAUGAACAAGGUACCAGUGCAGAGAGUGAGCCAGAGCAAAAGAAAGUGAAAGCCAGAAGACCUGCCCCCAGAAGAACAGUGCCCAAACCCCGUGUUAAAAAGCAACCUAAGACUCAGCGUGGAAAGAGAAAAAAGCAAGAUUCUUCUGAUGAUGAUGAUGAAGAUGAUGAAGCUCCCAAAAGGCAGACUCGUCGAAGAGCAGCUAAAAAUGUUAGUUAUAAAGAAGAUGAUGACUUUGAGACUGACUCAGAUGAUCUUAUUGAAAUGACAGGAGAAGGAGUUGAUGAACAACAGGAUAAUAGUGAAACUAUUGAAAAGGUCUUAGAUUCAAGACUGGGAAAGAAAGGAGCCACUGGCGCUUCUACUACUGUAUAUGCAGUUGAAGCUAAUGGAGACCCUAGUGGUGACUUUAACACUGAAAAGGAUGAAGGUGAAAUCCAGUACCUCAUCAAGUGGAAGGGUUGGUCUUACAUUCACAGCACAUGGGAGAGUGAAGAAUCCUUACAGCAACAGAAAGUAAAAGGUCUAAAAAAACUAGAGAAUUUCAAGAAGAAAGAGGAUGAAAUCAAGCAAUGGUUAGGGAAAGUUUCUCCUGAAGAUGUGGAAUAUUUCAACUGCCAACAGGAGCUGGCCUCAGAGUUGAUUAAACAGUAUCAGAUAGUAGAGAGAGUAAUAGCUGUGAAGACAAGUAAAUCUACAUUGGGUCAGACAGAUUUUCCAGCUCAUAGUCGGAAGCCGGCACCUUCGAAUGAACCUGAAUAUCUUUGUAAAUGGAUGGGACUGCCCUAUUCAGAGUGUAGCUGGGAAGAUGAAGCCCUGAUUGGAAAGAAAUUUCAGAACUGCAUCGAUAGCUUCCACAGUAGGAACAACUCAAAAACCAUCCCUACAAGAGAAUGCAAGGCCCUGAAGCAGAGACCACGAUUUGUAGCUUUAAAGAAACAGCCAGCAUAUUUAGGAGGGGAGAAUCUGGAGCUCCGAGAUUAUCAGCUAGAAGGUCUCAACUGGCUUGCUCAUUCCUGGUGCAAAAGUAACAGUGUAAUCCUUGCUGAUGAAAUGGGCCUAGGAAAGACCAUCCAGACCAUAUCAUUCCUCUCCUACCUGUUCCACCAACACCAGCUGUAUGGCCCCUUUCUUAUAGUCGUCCCUUUAUCCACCCUCACCUCAUGGCAGAGGGAGUUUGAAAUCUGGGCACCAGAGAUUAACGUAGUGGUUUACAUAGGUGACCUGAUGAGCAGAAAUACGAUAAGGGAGUAUGAAUGGAUUCAUUCCCAAACCAAAAGGCUGAAGUUCAAUGCACUUAUAACAACAUAUGAGAUCCUCUUAAAAGAUAAGACUGUGCUGGGCAGUAUUAACUGGGCCUUUCUGGGAGUGGACGAAGCCCAUCGGUUGAAGAAUGAUGACUCUUUAUUGUAUAAAACUCUGAUUGAUUUCAAGUCCAACCAUAGGCUCCUGAUUACGGGGACCCCUCUUCAGAAUUCCCUCAAAGAGCUCUGGUCCUUGCUGCACUUUAUUAUGCCGGAGAAGUUUGAGUUCUGGGAAGAUUUUGAAGAAGACCAUGGCAAAGGGAGAGAGAAUGGCUACCAGAGUCUUCAUAAGGUGCUAGAGCCUUUCCUUCUCCGGAGAGUCAAAAAAGAUGUGGAGAAAUCCCUUCCUGCCAAAGUGGAACAGAUUCUCAGGGUGGAGAUGUCGGCCCUUCAAAAACAGUAUUACAAAUGGAUUCUGACCAGGAAUUACAAGGCUCUUGCAAAAGGCACAAGAGGCAGCACAUCUGGUUUCCUUAAUAUUGUGAUGGAACUGAAAAAAUGCUGCAACCACUGCUAUUUGAUUAAACCCCCUGAAGAAAAUGAAAGGGAAAAUGGACAGGAGAUUCUUCUGUCCUUAAUCAGGAGCAGUGGGAAGCUGAUUCUGUUAGACAAACUGUUGACAAGACUUCGAGAAAGGGGGAACAGAGUCCUUAUCUUCUCUCAGAUGGUGAGAAUGUUGGAUAUUCUGGCCGAGUACCUGACUAUUAAACACUAUCCUUUCCAGCGUCUGGAUGGUUCCAUCAAGGGAGAAAUCCGAAAACAGGCACUGGACCACUUCAAUGCAGAUGGGUCUGAGGACUUCUGUUUCCUGCUUUCGACAAGGGCUGGUGGCCUAGGAAUCAAUUUGGCUUCAGCGGACACAGUCGUCAUCUUUGACUCUGACUGGAACCCCCAGAACGACUUGCAGGCACAAGCCCGAGCCCAUAGAAUUGGUCAGAAGAAGCAGGUAAAUAUUUACCGCUUAGUUACAAAGGGGACUGUGGAGGAGGAGAUCAUCGAACGGGCCAAAAAGAAGAUGGUAUUGGACCAUCUCGUGAUUCAACGCAUGGACACCACUGGCCGGACAGUCCUGGAAAAUAACUCGGGAAGGUCUAACUCAAAUCCUUUUAAUAAAGAAGAGCUGACAGCUAUUUUGAAAUUUGGAGCAGAGGAUCUCUUCAAAGAACUUGAAGGGGAGGAGUCAGAACCUCAGGUAAUUAACAAUGACAAACUCCUGGGCUUGAGUGAUCCUAGAGAGAAUGAAGUGUCAACAAGUGCAACAGAUGAGCUUCUGUCACAAUUUAAGGUUGCCAACUUUGCAACAAUGGAAGAUGAAGAAGAGCUAGAAGAGCGUCCUCACAAGGACUGGGAUGAGAUCAUUCCAGAGGAGCAAAGGAAAAAGGUAGAGGAGGAAGAGCGGCAGAAGGAGCUAGAAGAAAUUUAUAUGCUGCCUCGAAUUCGGAGUUCCACUAAAAAGGCUCAGACAAAUGACAGUGACUCUGAUACUGAGUCUAAGAGACAGGCCCAGAGAUCCUCUGCCUCCGAGAGUGAGACGGAUGACUCUGAUGAUGACAAGAAGCCAAAGCGCAGAGGGCGCCCCAGAAGCGUGCGGAAAGACCUUGUGGAGGGAUUUACCGACGCGGAGAUCCGAAGGUUCAUCAAGGCUUAUAAGAAGUUUGGUCUCCCUCUUGAACGGCUGGAGUGCAUAGCGCGUGAUGCCGAGCUGGUAGACAAGUCUGUUGCAGAUCUGAAACGCCUGGGUGAACUGAUUCACAACAGCUGUGUGUCAGCAAUGCAGGAGUAUGAAGAACAGCUGAAAGAAAAUGCGAGCGAGGGGAAAGGACCAGGGAAAAGGAGAGGUCCAACAAUCAAGAUAUCUGGAGUUCAAGUUAAUGUGAAAUCUAUUAUCCAACAUGAAGAAGAGUUUGAGAUGCUGCAUAAAUCUAUCCCUGUGGACCCAGAAGAAAAAAAAAAAUAUUGCUUAACCUGUCGUGUCAAAGCUGCACAUUUUGAUGUAGAGUGGGGAGUAGAGGAUGAUUCUCGCCUGUUGCUGGGAAUUUAUGAACAUGGCUAUGGAAACUGGGAAUUAAUUAAAACAGAUCCAGAACUUAAAUUAACUGACAAAAUUCUGCCCGUGGAGACAGAUAAAAAGCCCCAGGGGAAACAGCUGCAGACCCGAGCGGACUACUUGCUGAAGCUGCUCAGGAAGGGUCUGGAGAAGAAGGGGGCCGUGACAGGUGGGGAGGAGGCGAAAUUAAAGAAGCGGAAGCCUCGAGUAAAGAAGGAAAACAAAGCGCCCAGGAUGAAAGAUGAGCAUGGAAUUGAGUUUUCAUCUCCCAGGCAUUCAGAUAAUCCAUCAGAAGAGGGAGAAGUAAAGGAUGAUGGUUUAGAAAAAAGUCCAAUGAAGAAAAAACAAAAGAAGAAAGAGAACAAGGAGAACAAGGAGAAACAAAUGAGUUCUAGGAAAGAUAAAGAAGGAGACAAGGAAAGGAAGAAGUCAAAAGAUAAGAAAGAGAAGCCUAAAGGUGGUGAUGCCAAAUCUUCGAGUAAAUCAAAGCGAUCUCAGGGUCCUGUCCAUAUUACAGCAGGAAGUGAACCUGUCCCUAUUGGAGAAGAUGAGGAUGAUGAUCUGGACCAGGAGACAUUCAGCAUAUGUAAGGAGAGGAUGAGGCCCGUGAAAAAGGCACUGAAACAGCUGGACAAACCUGACAAGGGACUAAACGUGCAAGAACAGCUGGAACACACCCGAAACUGCCUGCUGAAAAUUGGAGACCGGAUAGCCGAGUGCCUUAAAGCCUACUCAGACCAAGAGCACAUCAAACUGUGGAGGAGGAACCUGUGGAUUUUUGUUUCCAAGUUUACAGAAUUUGAUGCUCGAAAACUACAUAAGUUAUACAAGAUGGCUCAUAAGAAAAGAUCUCAAGAAGAGGAGGAGCAAAAGAAGAAAGAUGACAUGCUUGGUGGUAAGAAACCUUUUCGACCAGAGGCCUCAGGCUCAAGCCGGGAUUCUCUGAUAUCUCAGUCCCAUACCUCACACAACCUUCACCCUCAGAAGCCUCAUUUGCCUGCCUCCCAUGGCCCACAGAUGCAUGGACACCCAAGAGAUAACUACAAUCACCCCAAUAAGAGACACUUCAGUAAUGCAGAUCGAGGAGACUGGCAGAGGGAAAGAAAGUUCAACUAUGGUAGUGGCAACAAUCCGCCUUGGGGCGACAGGCACCAUCAGUAUGAGCAGCACUGGUAUAAGGAUCACCAUUAUGGGGACCGGCGACACAUGGAUGCCCAUCGUUCUGGAAGCUAUCGGCCCAACAACCUAUCCAGAAAGAGACCUUAUGACCAGUACAGCAGUGACCGAGACCACCGGGGACACAGAGAUUACUAUGACAGGCACCAUCAUGAUUCCAAGCGGAGGAGAUCUGAUGAAUUUAGGCCUCAGAAUUACCACCAGCAGGAUUUCCGAAGAAUGUCUGAUCACCGCCCCCCUAUGGGCUACCAUGGGCAGGGACCCUCAGACCAUUACCGUUCUUUCCACACAGACAAAUUGGGGGAAUAUAAGCAGCCCCUGCCCCCAUUGCACCCCGCAGUCUCAGAUCCUCGCUCACCCCCUUCUCAGAAAUCUCCUCACGAUUCCAAGUCACCCCUGGAUCAUAGGUCUCCUUUGGAGAGAUCACUAGAACAGAAAAACAACCCAGAUUAUAACUGGAAUGUUCGGAAAACAUAAGGACAGCUCAGAAAGGGGAGAGCAAGCGUCAUCAAACACGUGGAUAUUUUCGGUCUGAUCCAACAGUAGCCAGUUACCUAGACCAGUAAGUGGAGCUUCUGGACAUGCCGCUGCUGUCAACUCGCUGGCUGAAGGAGCACUUCAAGGAGCGGAAGGCCUCUUAUUGGGUCCAGCCUUGAUUUGGGUCACCACUCCUGCACUUUGUCGCCCCAUCCUAUUCCAGCCUAGUUCUGGCCUCCCACUUUGAUGAGCCACUAGGAGGAAAGAUGACUUUUUGUGCACCAGCUUCACUGGGCUGUCUCCCCAGUGAAGGAAUAGGGACUCUUUAGAGUCACGGAUGUUUUAUUGCCAGGGCCAGUGUUCCUUGGACCUGGGUGCGGUGGUCAGGGGAAGGCAUUGGUGCCUGAAGGCUGCCGGGACCUGGGGGUAGAGUGUGUAACCUGGUUCACUCUGACAUGGCGGAUGCUGCUGGCGGGGAUUGGGGGCGAGUGGGUGGGGUCUCGCACCAGAGGACUUGAAGGGGAGCAGGUACGCCCCUUAAAUGUGUUUUUGGGAGAAAUUAUACACUCAGCCUCAUUAUGUGAAACCUACAGGCGGGGGUAAGAGGGAAACAAUUUUCACAGUGGCUUCUUCCUUCCUGACACUAAUUUUCCCACACUGUCUGUACAUUUCAAAGGUUUGGUCCCCGGAGUGGGCCCCCUUUUCCCCCCUGUGCCAGGGAAAGUAGGGUCCCUCCGGCUGACUUUGGAGUACUGUGAGUUAGGCAGCGUUGAUGCCGGCAUGGGUCUUACUUGAUUUGGGGGGGGGCUG
Microcebus murinus (gray mouse lemur) is the source of this 10203-nucleotide messenger RNA. The record is from RefSeq and is a predicted model, not a curated record. NCBI's taxonomy places the organism in Eukaryota, Metazoa, Chordata, Mammalia, Primates, Cheirogaleidae.